CUCAUGGACUUGCUGCAGGACUCCAGUCACACUAUGUGGAGACUGAACGUCCGCUUGAAGGGCUUCCUGGAGCAGGUGAACAGGCUGCAGGAGGCCAACCAGCGGCUGGAGGCUCAGAUAGCUGACUGGUCCGUCAGGAGCACCUCACGCUCCCGGGACUGGUCCCAGCAGGAAAACACUGUGAAGGAGCUCCGCAUCCAGGUUGGUAACCUACUGAUGGAGAAUGCCCAGCUGGCAUUACAGUCUGACAGCAUGAAGUCCAGAGCUGCUGUCAUCCAGGCCAGGUGUGAGACUGAGGAGAGGAACACCGGGCGUCUGGAGCAACAGGUGGCUCUGCUCAGGGAGUCAAAGUGGAAGGCAGAUCAGAGCAGCACGACGCUGCAGGCAGACCUUCGGCACUCCAUGUCAGAUCUGCAGGAGAUGCACCAGGAGUUUGAGCUGCAGCGGGCCAGCUCCUGCGAUGCUCUGUUAGCGACGGCCACAGCAGCAGCAGUAGCAGGAGGGAAGGAGGAGGAUGGCACAGGGAUGGAGCUCACCCAGCUCCUCGACCGAAUCAGAGCGCAGUGUGACCAUGGCAGACUUCCCGUCCUGGGCGAGAGACACCUUGGCCUGGGUAUCGUGUCAAAUCCACCCCCCGGCUUGGUCAGGCCCAGCCACUCUGGAGUGGCAGCAGCAGCAUCCAGAACACAUGGAGGAGUUCUCAGUGAGGAAGAGGCAGCGUGGACGCAGGUGAGCCUCGGUGGCGUUGCCCUGAGGGAGGCCCGGACCGAGCUAGCUGAGGCCAGGAGCCAGUGGCACUCACUGCAGGUGGAGAUUGAGACCCUACAUGCCUUGGAGAAAGGCCUGGAGAGCUCCCUGCAGAACACUCAGCGGGUGUACUCCAGCCAGCUGCAGGACCUUUCCCAGGUUAUCGCUGGGCUGGAGAGCGAGCUGGAGCAGGUGAGGAGCGGGCUGGCGACACAACACCAGCGCCACAGCCAGCUCCUCAACACCAAGAUGAGGCUGGAGCGAGAGAUCGGCACUUACCGACGUCUGCUGGAGCGUGAAGAGGGCAGAUACAUGGGCCGUAAUGGGCAGCCAAUGCGUCUACGGCCAUGGAGGUUUUCCAUGGAGGAGCCGAAGGAUACAGGGCUAGAGAACGGCUUCAGUGACCCUGCAGUUACUCCAGACGAACCCAAGUCUGAGCCCCUGCCUGAAAUACCGUCACUCCUCCCAGCAGACAGCGGGCUAAAGAAAGGCAUACUGCAAAGACAGCAAAGCCUUGUGAUACUCACAGAGCCAGAAAAAGAUGAAGACUUGCCAAUCUCCACUGUGAAGACUCAGGAGAUUCUUCAGGGCAAUGUGGUGCGGGAGAGUGCUGAGGGUCACGGCACCAUUGAGACCGAGAAGAUUGACCAGGUGAUAAAGCAGUGGGAGAGCUCUUUCUUCAGAGGGAAUCCCAAGCUGCGGAAGAAGUCGGUGUCACUGCGCUUUGAUCUGCACAUGGCUGCAGCAGACGAGGGGUGUGCCCAGACUAAACAGGACAGCCUCCCCGAUGUAGAGGUGCGUCUGAUCAUGAAGAGAUCUCGCAGCAUCCCAGCCAUCACACAGUGACUCUAACUGGUUCGCCAGACUCAACACUGCAUUGCAGUUGUUUGUGGAAACCAUGGUGAGUUACAGAAAUAGUAGCUGGGUCAUUGACAUCUAGGCAGUGGUGGACCGUCAGGGCCUGCAAGGCCUUCUCUGCUGGCCUAAACAGAAUCACAAAGUUAUAUCUAUUUUAUAAUUUUAUAAUU
Messenger RNA from Anarrhichthys ocellatus (wolf-eel), 1775 nucleotides. RefSeq names its product keratin 222 (gene krt222). The coding region runs from base 4 to 1593 and encodes 529 amino acids. The record is from RefSeq and is a predicted model, not a curated record. Lineage: Eukaryota; Metazoa; Chordata; Actinopteri; Perciformes; Anarhichadidae. The transcript is spliced from 9 exons.